Astyanax mexicanus (Mexican tetra) is the source of this 5018-nucleotide messenger RNA. RefSeq names its product nudE neurodevelopment protein 1-like 1a (gene ndel1a). NCBI's taxonomy places the organism in Eukaryota, Metazoa, Chordata, Actinopteri, Characiformes, Acestrorhamphidae. The record is from RefSeq and is a predicted model, not a curated record. Gene Ontology annotation, molecular function: microtubule binding. The coding region runs from base 140 to 1174 and encodes 344 amino acids. Gene Ontology annotation, cellular component: kinesin complex; centrosome; kinetochore. The transcript is spliced from 9 exons. Gene Ontology annotation, biological process: microtubule nucleation; chromosome segregation; cell migration.
UCAUGCCAGCAGUACGUCAUCGGAAAAAGAGGACAGGAAUGGAUGCAAUGUUUCUCUGGGCUGUUUCUGGAUAGACUGGCGGCGCUUCACUGUCUCUGACUGAAAGCACAGGAGCUGGACAUGCCCAGGUUUAUCUGUCAUGGACACACAUGUGAUACCUAAAUUUUCCUCUAAAGAUGAGGAGAUCAACUUCUGGAAAGCGCUCUCCCUAAAGUACAAGAAAAGCUGUAAGGAGGCACAGGAGGAGCUGCUGGAGUUCCAGGAGGGCAGCCGUGAGCUGGAGGCCGAGCUGGAGACUCAGCUGGGCCAGGCCGAACAUCGCCUCAGAGACCUGCAAGCAGACAACCAAAGACUGCAGCAUGAGCUGGACACCCUAAAGGAGAAGCUGGAGCAGCAGUAUGCUCAGAGCUAUAAGCAGAUCUCUGUGCUGGAGGAUGACUUGGGCCAGACCCGGAGCAUUAAGGAGCAACUGCACAAAUACGUCAGAGAGCUGGAGCAGGCCAACGAUGACCUAGAGAGAGCUAAGAGGGCUACUAUUACCUCUCUGGAGGAUUUUGAGCAGAGACUGAAUCAGGCCAUAGAGAGGAACGCCUUUCUGGAGAGUGAACUGGAUGAGAAAGAGUCUCUCCUGGUGUCUGUGCAGAGAUUAAAGGACGAGGCUAGAGACCUGAGGCAGGAGUUAGCUGUGCGGGAGAGGCAGCCUGAGGUCACCCGGAUGUCUGCUCCCAGCUCUCCCACUCCAGACAAUGAGAAAACCGACUCUGCUGUGCAGGCAUCGCUCUCAUUACCUGCUACACCACUUAGCCAGAGCCUGGACAAUGCCUUCAACAACCAGAAAGCAUUGGCCAAUGGCUGUAAUAAUUCGGCCCUCACUCCGGCUGCCAGAAUAUCAGCUCUCAAUAUAGUAGGUGAUUUACUACGCAAAGUUGGGGCAUUAGAGUCUAAACUCGCUGCUUGUAGAAACUUUGCUAAAGAUCAGGCAGCUAGAAAGAACUACGUCAUCAACGCGAAUGGAAACCUGAUUAACGGGGACUUUACACAGUAUUCCCACUCACUGCACACAUCGUACUUUGACAAAGCGAGGACGGUAAAUGGGCUGGACCCUGGAGCCGUAACCAACAACACUCCACCGUGUGCCAGCUCUCCAUCCGGCCUCGUCCCAUUCAGCGUGUGAUCCAGCUGCUCACGUGCACUAAAACGAAGUUCCCUCAGUCUCCUGCACACCGACAAAUCUUCCAGAACACUAAUAAGAUCCAUUAGACCACACUACCCACCGUGUCCAGUGGUAUCUCGAUCUGUAGUUGUGUGUCCAGUGCGCGGCAGCUCUUUCGGCUGCAGUUGGGCCGCAGCAGGGUUAGCUAUGCAACCGGUGGCGGUCUACCAGUAGCACCACUAUCUGUACGUCUAUAACUGUGUGUUUUAUCUGGACAGGGUCUGGACUAAUGCAGUCUCUCUUGUAGGACUGUAGGUACUGUAUAUGUUAAUAGUUUCUCAUGUGUUUGUACAUUUAAUAUUGGUUAAAUGUUUGUAUAUAGGUAAGAGCUGGUAAGUGUAUUGAUAUUUAACUGACCCCUCUGUAUUAUUCACUUUUCACACUUUCUUUUUUUCAGUAGAAAUGGAAAAUGUAUUCUGAAAAAUGUAUGUAUUUAUUGGUUAACCUGUGGAAGAAGCUAUUUGUGAUACUCACAAAGGGAAUCCAGUCACAUUUUAGAGUAUCCUGUACACUAAGAGUUUAUGCUAUGGAUUUAAGGGUUAGUGAGGAAAGCAAACUUGGCUUCAUCUCAAAUUAAAUCAAUACUAGACGUUCACACUGCAGGGGAAAGUGGCCAAAAUCCAACUUUCUCACUGAAUCUAAUGUUUAUUUCUAGGCUUUUUACAUCAUUCUAUCAUUUCAAUGUGACCCAUAUCUUACAAUAGUGUAAACAGUUUACACUGUGUAACUGAUGAGCAUGCGCUAUAGAACAGCGCUUCACAUGAAGUUUCAGUUUCAUCCUCCCCCAUCACUAGUGAUGCCCCAACACCAGGAGGGUAAAGACUAGCACACGCCUCCUCUGAUACAUAUAAAAUCAGACACCACCUCUUUUUAAACUGCUGCUGAUGCAGCAUUGUCGAGUAGCAUCACAGCGCUAACGCUCGGAGGAAAGCGCAGCGACUCGGUUCUAAUAGACAGACGCAGCCUUGUGCUGAUCCACAUCACCCUAGGAGUGAGGAGGGAAAGAUCGCCAUCUACUGUACACACGCAGAAAGAGCAAGGCCAACUGUGCUCUCUCAGGGCUCAGGCAGGAUUCAAACCAGCGCUCUCCUGAUCAUAGUGGCAGCACUUUAGGCCGCUGGACAACUACAGUGUAGUUUUGACGCAGAAGUAUAAAUUGGCCCUCACUCACUGCUGUCGUCCAUUUUCUUUUUUCUCGUAGCCUUUUUUGUCUUCUUUUUUUCUAUAUUAAAUCUGUAUGAAUUCAGAUUUCUGUACCACAUAUUAAAGCGGCCCAAAUAUAAAGUGGCCAAAAUAUCAGAUUUAGUGUGAUUUUGUGUGUUUUUCACACUGCUGCACAAACUACACAUCUGUGUUACAUACAAAGAAUAAGACCGGAUUUAAGCCACUUUUACCUGCCGUGUGAACAUAGCCAAAUAGAACGUAGAAAAAAGCAAGACAAAUCUAUAAGCUGAACCACCAAUGAAGGAGUUGUUGUGCAAUGAAGUUAUGCUGCAUUCCGUUUAACUCGGAUGUCGAAAGAAAAAUAAAUAUGGGAAUGAUGUCAUGCCAGAGUUGACAAUGUUCAAAUUAGACAAUCAGAUAUUAAAUUAUUAUUAUUAUAUAGCAAAUUAUUUAAAAACCCUGAGAAAAACAGUUAUCAGUUUUAUUGAUACACUAAUAGAUUUAUAUAUACAGCUAUGGAAAAAAUUAAGAGACCACUCACUUUAGUUUCUGGAUCAGUUUCUCUGAUUUUGCUAUUUAUAGGUUUAUGUUGGAGUAAAAUGAACAUUGUUGUUUUAUUCUAUAAACUACAGACAACAUUUUUCUCAAAUUCUAAAUGAAAAUAUAUUGUCAUUGACAGCAUUUAUUUAUUUGCAGAAAAUGAGAAAUGGUUAAAUAAAAGAAAUAUGCAGAGCUUUCAGACCUCAAAUAAUGCAAAGAAAAUAAGUUCAUAUUAUAACGUUUUAAAAGUUCAUAAAUCAAUAUUUGGUGGAAUAACUCUGAUUUUUAAUCACAGUUCUCAUGCAUCUUGGCAUCAUGUUCUCCUCCACCAGUCUUACACACUGCUUUUGGAUAACUUUAUGUCACUCCUGGUAUAAAAAAUCAGGCAGUUCAGCUUGGUGGUUUGAUGGCUUCCUCUUGAUCAUAUUCUAGAGGAUUUAAAUUUGGUAAAAUCAAAGAAACACCAAUUUUAAGUGCUCUCUUAUAUAUAUAUAAGUGACAUUGCCCUGUUGGGUUCUGAACUCGGGGUUAGUGAGGCUCUCCUGGGAGGAAAUCUGACCUCUCCUUUAGAGUUGACUGUAUUACAGUUAAACGAUUAGUUUCCAAAAACAUAGUUAGCUAAAGACUUUGGAGUUUACCACAACUGAUACAUGUCCACAGAUAGAAGGUUUAAUGAGAUGCUAAUAGAUAGAAGUCAUAUUAAACUGUAUAGCACUACUGCUUUUACUACUUCUUGGAUUUUGAGUUCAGGGUUGGUGAGGCUCUCCUGUAUUUCCGAGUAGGAAAUCUAACUUUCGAGGAAACAUGGGGACAUUCGAGUUGAACUAUCCUAUUAUUCAUUCAACUCAGAAAUUCCGAUACCCGAGUUAAAGAGGAACGCAGCAGCAUUAGUUACGCACUUGUUUAUGGAUGUUGGCUGUAUUUAACCUCUUAUUUCACACAGGGCAGCAGACACUUCUGAUCCAGACAGACAGAUGGCCACACGGACUCACACACACAGCUCAUGCCACAUCUGUUCUGACUACUCAGUCUACUACUGUGCACCCUGUUUAUCUGUGUCACACUGUGAACACUUGAGCUAGAGUACAGAGUAUGAAUAGAAUACAGCAAUAUGGGAUGUGUUCCAAUUGUAUACUAAUUACUAAUGCUAACCGCUAACCAUGGUAGUUUUUGUGUGACCGUACCAGUCAAAAGAUUGGACCCACCUAAAAUUCAGUGGGUUUUUUUUUCAUUAUUUUAAAAUAUUCUGAAUUGUAGAUUAAUACUAAAGUCAACCAAAUUAUGAAGAAAAACAUAUAGAGAUAUUUAGUAAACGAAGAAGUGUUAAACAAACCAGAAUAUGUUUUAUAUUUUACAUUCUUGAAAGUAACACCUUUUUAAAGGUAGUCACCUGGAAUUCAGGCUUUCAGUUAACAGCUGUGCUGAACUCAUCAAGAGUUAAUUACUUGAAUUUCUUGUCUCUUAAUAAAGUGUUUGAGAGUUGUAAAGUAGUGAAGAGGUAGAGUUAAAAAUAUCCAUCAGUUAAUUAAAAAAGAGGACUUUUCAAGUGCAAUCACUAUCUGAAACAUGAUGAUGAAACUGGCACUCAUCAGAAACGCCCCUGGAAAGGAGGAGCAAGAGUUACCUCUGUUGUUCAGGAUUAGAUCAUCAGAGUUAACAGCCUUAGAAAAGUUGUUUUUGUCUGUUUAACACUUUUAAGUUACUACAUGAUUCUUUAUGUGUUCCUUCAUAAUCUGGAUCUCUUCACUAUUCAUUAACUAUGUAAGUAAAACGUUAUUGAGAAAGUGUGUCCAAACUUUUGACUGGUACUACUGUAUAAUUAUAUACCUUUAUAGUAUUAGAGUGUAGUACACAAUUGGGACGCGGCCGUGAUGUUACUAGGCCUCAGUGUUCAGAGUUUAAUCACAAUUUUGGGUAUAUCGAUAGCUAUAUCCAUAUAUGAACAGCCACCCAUAUAAAGCUAUCUAGAUCACUUUAUUAUAAACUUAUUAAAUCCCAGUUUCUGAUUGGUUUAAAUGAAGGAUGGCGUUUGAUGUCGAAGCACUUGUGUAUUUCUGUAUCUAAUUUGUUCCCCAAAUAAAGGAAUGGAAUCUAAAUAGUC